AUGGGCGAUUCAACGCAGGAGCAGUUAAACAAAAUGUUUGAACUAUUACUUUCUGAACAAAAAGCGAAUCAGAAUCGCAGCGAACAAAUGGAUCAAUUCCAAGCUCAAUUGGAUGCAAUUUCGCGAGACCUGCAAUCAACCAAACUCAGUUUAUCGUCUUCCAGCACCGAGAGCCAACACCGUCCUCGCAAGGAAAAAGACCCAUUGGGUUGGCUCAGUCGUUGUCAACUCUUCUUUAAGCAUCAAUCCACACUAGAGGAGGAAAAAGUUGGCCUAGCAUCCAUCCAUCUAGAAGGAAUUGCCCAAUUGUGGUACUUACAAUUGAUUCAAGAUAAUCCCGAACCCACCUGGACUGAUUUUGAGAGUCAGUGUAACAAGCGAUUUGGCCCCCCAAUUCGCAGCAAUAAGCUCGGCGAGUUAGCAAAACUGAAGCAGACCGGUUCCGUUGAAGAUUACCAAAACAAAUUUGAAACUCUGGUUUCUCGUGCAGGUACCCUAACGCAACUUCAAAAAAUCCAACUAUAUAUCAGUGGUUUGCAGGAAUACAUAGCUGUGGAGGUUGAACUCCAUCAACCACAAGACCUGGUUUCGGCCAUGAGCAUGUCACGCCUGUACGAAAGGAAGCUGAAUUCUCGACUUCCCUCUAAUCGAGAUUUCCGGCGACCUUCAAACCCACCUGAACCACGUACAGCGCGUCCAAUCAAGCGGCUCACUCCCGACGAGAUGGAUGACCGCCGGAAGAAGGGAUUGUGCUUCAACUGUGAUGAGCCAUUUGUGCGAGGGCACCAAUGCAAACGUUUGUUUCUCAUCGAUCUGGCGGAAGAACUGCAAUCGGAUGAAGAUAUGGACUUGGACCCGUCCCCAGAAAUUUCUUUACAUGCCAUCACAGGAACACAAACUUCUCAGUCCAUGCGUUUGCGUGGAGUUUGGAAUGGUUUACAGGUCUUGAUACUGGUUGAUUCCGGGAGCACGCACAGUUUUAUUUCGCUGGCUAAACUCUCAGAAAAUGGGGUGAAUGUCGACGCCACGGCGGGAGUGAGGGUGAAAGUAGCCAACGGCGAACAAUUGCACAGUCCUGGUAUUUGUAAAAAAGCUACAAUUAAUCUCUACCCCAUUUUCUUUAGGGUGGAUUUAUUUGCUUUACAACUAACGGGCUUUGAUAUAGUGUUGGGUGUCAAUUGGUUGAGAACAUUGGGACCCAUUUUGUGGGACUUUGAAAUUAUGCAGAUGUCCUUCUAUUUCAGAAACCAAUUGGUUGAGUUGCGAGGAAUAAAUUCCAAAUCAGAGGCGAGCCCAGAACUGCACUCUCUCCUGGCCGCAUCCAACCCUGAUCUGCAAUUACAGAAUUUAUUGACAGAAUUUGCGGCGAUCUUCGAACCUCCAAAGGGCCUUCCUCCAGCACGCAACUGCGACCAUCGCAUUCCCUUGGAACCCGGAUCCAAACCGGUGGUAGUGCAUCCGUACAGGUAUCCACAUGGCCAGAAGGAUGAAAUCGAAAGGCAGUGUUCUGACAUGCUCAAUCAAGGGAUCAUCCGACCGAGUCGUUCUCCCUUUUCCUCAUCGGUUAUCCUGGUCCCUAAAGCCGACAAGACAUGGCGUCUUUGUGUGGAUUAUAGGGAGCUUAACGCCAGAACUAUAAAAGACAAGUUCCCAAUCCCAAUUAUAGAAGAACUUCUGGAUGAAUUAGGAGGGGCACAGUUCUUCACCAAACUUGAUUUGCUUGCAGGAUAUUAUCAGGUUGCCAUGUACCCGCCGGACAUUGAAAAGACGGCCUUCCGAACACAUCAUGGCCAUUUUGAAUUCCUGGUAAUGCCGUUCGGGUUGUCAAAUGCCCCAUCCACUUUCCAAUCCUUGAUGAAUGAGGUAUUCCGGGAUUAUUUACGCAAAUUCGUUCUGGUUUUUUUUGACGACAUUCUGGUUUUUAGCAGUUCUUGGGCAGAACACUUACAGCAUCUUCGCCAAGUAUUUCAACAAUUGGCAGCUCAUAAGCUUGUCCUGAAGAAACCCAAAUGUUCGUUUGCACAACUCCAGGUGUCCUACCUUGGCCAUAUUAUUUCACAGGUUGGAGUUCAAGUUGAUAAUUCAAAAAUUUCGGCCAUCACCGAUUGGCCUCAGCCUACAACUCCACGAGGGCUACGCGGUUUCCUGGGGCUUACUGGAUAUUAUCGCAAGUUUGUAUACAAUUACGGCUCAAUUGCUGCACCGCUAACAGCUUUAUUAAAGAAGAAUUCUUUUCAAUGGACGGCUGCCGCAACUCAAGCCUUUGAAUCCUUGAAGAAAGCUCUAACUUCCACUCCAAUUCUGGUUCUUCCCAACUUUGAUCUUUUAUUUGUAAUCGAGUGUGAUGCCUCUGACACAGGAAUCGGCGCCGUACUGCUUCAAAACAAUAAGCCAGUGGCCUUCUUUAGCCGAGCAAUGGCUGUCCGUCACAUUAGUCUUCCGGCGUACGAAAAAGAAUUAAUUGGUCUGGUCAAGGCAAUUCGACAUUGGCAGUCUUAUUUAUGGGGGAAGCAAUUUGUGGUGCGUACAGAUCAUUAUACUUUAAAGUUUUUGCUCGAACAGCUUUCACUCUCCUCGCCCCAACAACAUUGGGUGAGUAAGCUACUACCAUUCGAUUUCAAAGUUGAGUACAAACCGGGCAAAGCUAAUACAGUGGCAGACGCCUUAUCACGCCGGGAUGUUGACCAACACAGCCUCUAUGCUAUAUCACUGCCUCAACUUGAUUUAUUUGAUGACAUCCGAAGGGAACAAAUCUUUCGGAUAUUCAGAAUUGACAUUACUACGAUUAGUGGUACCGCAAUCGAUGUGUGGAGCUUUAAGCAGGGUUACCUUUUCUUCAAAAAUCGAGUUUAUAUUCCUCCAGAGUCACCUUCGGUUACAUUAGUCAUGACAGCACUACACAAUCAAGGUCAUGAAGGUUAUCAGAAAACUCUCCAUCGCAUUACCAGGGAUUUCUAUUGGAGGGGCAUGAAACAUAUGAUUCAAGAUUUCGUUCGUGCUUGUGAAGUCUGCCAACGUAGCUGUGCUAUUGAAGCUGUGGAUGUUGUUCUCCAACAGCGGGAUGAAAUGCUACAGCAUCUACGCUCUCACCUGUUGGAUGCUCAAAACCGGAUGAAAAUUCAGUAUGACCGCCACCAUAGGCCAUUGGAAUUUCAAGUGCUUGAACGGGUUGGAACAUUGGCUUACAAGUUGCAGCUUCCUCCGGAGUCCAAAAUACAUCCUGCUUUCCAUGUUUCGCACUCAAACCAUUCCAUUCGGACAUGCAUCGCUGCUACAAUCCUUCCUCCUUUGGACGACCCAGCACCGCAAGCUCCUCUCACUGUUCUGGGUCAACGAAUUCGAGCGGGCAUACAUGAAGUGUUGAUCCAUUGGAAGAAUACAAACCCUGCCGACUCAUCCUGGGAACGUGUCUCAGACAUCAACAACAGAUAUCGAGAAUUCAAGCUUGAGGACAAGCUUUCGGUGGUGGGGAGUAUUGUUAAGACCAUUCUAAGCUACACACGCAGGAAGCCACGUGUGAAUAUCCAGGAAAUUGAAGACUAG
This is a messenger RNA of Hevea brasiliensis (rubber tree), 3543 nucleotides long. RefSeq lists its product as uncharacterized. The record is from RefSeq and is a predicted model, not a curated record. The transcript has 4 exons. Gene Ontology annotation, molecular function: aspartic-type endopeptidase activity. NCBI's taxonomy places the organism in Eukaryota, Viridiplantae, Streptophyta, Magnoliopsida, Malpighiales, Euphorbiaceae. Gene Ontology annotation, biological process: proteolysis. The coding region runs from base 1 to 3543 and encodes 1180 amino acids.